GCACGCGAGAACAUUUCCGUGGCUUUUGCAGAAAGAGCGCGUGUUUGAUGAGAAUGGGUAAAUUUCGGCAGAGAAAUGGAAUCGAUUGUUUUGCAUUCUUUUAUAUAUACCUCAUCCUCCUUACUCUAACCACGUGUUCUCCCGAAAUCAUGAACAGCAGCAAAAUACACGAUCUUGAUAUGCUUGACGAAGUUCUGAAGCACUAUGACAGAAGGGCACUGCCAACUAGUACAGAAGGAGUACCUACGGUGGUCUCUUGUGGAAUAUUUAUAAGAAGCUUUGGAUCAAUUAACCCUUCCACCAUGGAUUAUGAGGUGGAUCUUUACCUACGCCAAACCUGGUACGAUCAUCGCCUAAAACAACCACAUUUGGUGAAACCGCUUGAUCUGAACGAUCCGAAACUUGUUCAACGAAUAUGGAAACCAGAAGUAUUUUUUGCCAAUGCUAAACAUGCGGAGUUCCAAUAUGUAACUGUCCCCAACGUUUUGGUGAGAAUCAUGCCUUCAGGAGAAAUCCUGUAUAUGCUCAGAUUAAAGCUGAGAUUUUCAUGCAUGAUGGACCUUUAUCGUUAUCCCAUGGAUUCUCAAGUUUGUACAAUAGAGCUGGAAUCAUUUUCUAAAACAACUGAUGAACUUCACCUAAAGUGGACAGAUGUCCAACCAGUUAUGCUUUAUGACAAUUUGAAGCUACCGCAAUUUGAGAUUGAGAGAGUGAACACAUCUUUAUGCCGGGAGAAAUUCCACAUCGUAAAUCUUUUUUUCUUAGGAGAGUACAGCUGCCUGAGAGCUGAGUUCUACUUGAGGCGUUCUGUAGGAUACCAUUUAGUCCAGUCCUACCUCCCAACCAUCCUGAUAGUGGUUAUUUCGUGGGUGUCAUUCUGGCUGGAUGUCAAUGCCAUUCCAGCUCGUAUCACCCUGGGGGUGACCACUUUGCUGACGAUCUCUUCCAAAGGCGCUGGCAUUCAAAGCAAUUUGCCUCCCGUGUCCUACGUGAAGGCAAUGGACGUUUGGAUGGGCGCCUGCACCACCUUUGUAUUUGCUGCUCUUUUGGAAUUUACUUUGGUAAACUACAUGUGGAGGAAACGUCCUGAGACACUUCCUGGAAGGUCAACACCAAUUAUAACAGUUAAAUCAAAGAGUACCGUGGAUUCCGAAAAGGCUGAUGGUACUGGCGUGGUGUCACCAGUUCAAACUACUGCAAGAUUUGACACAAAGCUGCAUGCCAAACGAAUUGACAAGAUGAGCCGCGUGGUAUUUCCUGCUCUUUUCAUUGGGUUCAAUAUUGUCUACUGGUUGUAUUUCAUGUGCUAAAAAGAUAUAAUAUAUAAUUCCUGCUGAAAUACUGCUGUUUGUGUUAUCUCCCCAAUGCUUUUGGUGUUUGAGAAAAAGAAAAAAAAAAUGUGAUGAUUAAAAUGUUAAUGUUGUUGUUGGAAAAAAACUCUGUUUUCAAAAGUUGAAGAUUUUGGACGCUUUAAUGAUAUGUUUUAAUCUUUAAUAUGAAUUUUAUGAUACUUAAUGCAAAUAUUUUCGUUAUGGCUGAAAUUUUAAAAAAAUCUUAA
This is a messenger RNA of Uloborus diversus, 1558 nucleotides long. RefSeq names its product glycine receptor subunit alpha-2-like. NCBI's taxonomy places the organism in Eukaryota, Metazoa, Arthropoda, Arachnida, Araneae, Uloboridae. The transcript is spliced from 8 exons. Gene Ontology annotation, cellular component: synapse; membrane; neuron projection. Gene Ontology annotation, biological process: regulation of membrane potential; chloride transmembrane transport; chemical synaptic transmission. Gene Ontology annotation, molecular function: neurotransmitter receptor activity; extracellular ligand-gated monoatomic ion channel activity; transmembrane signaling receptor activity. Bases 48 to 1310 code for a protein of 420 amino acids. The record is from RefSeq and is a predicted model, not a curated record.